This is a messenger RNA of Oikopleura dioica, 330 nucleotides long. The record is from the annotation of a GenBank genome assembly. NCBI's taxonomy places the organism in Eukaryota, Metazoa, Chordata, Appendicularia, Copelata, Oikopleuridae.
AUGAUGACUGCCGACGACCAGUUUGUCUAUGUCAUGGCUGGCCGAACCAUCGGAGGAGAUACAAGCACCAUCCCAGGAGCUUAUAAAUACAACGUUUCCGCAGGAAUCUGGACUGAAAUGGGCAGUCUUAUCCAGCGCUCGAACUAUUUCAAUUCUGUCACCCAAUUCAACUCGUCUUGGUACGCCGGUUACUGCGCCUUGGAAAAAGCGACGUUAGACGAAAACGGAAUGAUUGACUCCGAAAUAAUUCUUCCCGACAAUAACAACUGUUACAUGGAACUCUACUACGCUACUUUUGUUGAAAUUCCUGCUGGCAAAUGCCAAGCCUAA